Vicia faba (fava bean) is the source of this 2406-nucleotide messenger RNA. The record is from the annotation of a GenBank genome assembly. Lineage: Eukaryota; Viridiplantae; Streptophyta; Magnoliopsida; Fabales; Fabaceae.
AUGGACAAAAGUGCCGGUGAUGGCGCUGAUAGUGCUGAAGAUUCAGGGUCUUCUCAGUCAUACCCUUCUACACUACCUGGAAUUCCAAAGCAGGGUAGUGCCAGGCAGUUGUUUCAACGUUUGCAAGGGCCAAUGGAGGAGGAGACUUUGAAGACUCAUUUUGAUAAAAUUAUCUCAAUUGGGCAGAAACAACGUUACCACAGAAAUCAGAAUGAUAACCAGGAUUUAAAACAAAUAGCAACUGUCCAUAAUUCUCAUGUUAUUGCUCUCUCCCAAGUUUGUCCAAACAACUUGAAUGGAGGACUUUUGACGCCCCUUGAUCUAUGCGAUACAAAUGUAACUAGCCCAGAUGUGCUAUCACUUGGGUAUCAAGGUUCUCAUGCUGGGGGUUUAGCAUUACCAAAUCACAGUUCUGUACCAUCAGUGCUUCCUUCGACUGGGUUAAGCUCUUCUAACCCCCCGCCUUCUGGUAUGAGUCUUGGCAAUAACUUGUCGUCACCAUCUGGUUCAAUGGCAGCCUCUGUUAGGGAUAGCAGGUAUGGAGUUCCGAGAGGCGUACCCUUAUCUGUAGAUGAACAGCAGAGAUUACAGCAAUAUAAUCAGAUGAUAUCCGGCAGAAACAUGCAGCAGUCUAGCAUGUCGGUUCCUGGAUCUCAUUCAGGAAGUGAUCGUGGUGUUCGCAUGCUUUCUGGUGCGAAUGGUAUGGGCAUGAUGGGUGGGAUUAGCAGAAGCAUUGCAAUGGCAAGGCCAGGAUUUCAAGGAAUGACAUCGUCAUCUAUGCUUAGUUCUGGGGGAAUGCUUUCGUCUAGUAUGGUGGGGAUACCAAGCCCUGUAAAUAUGCAUCCCGGAGUUAGUGCCGGACAAGGGAACUCAAUGCUGAGACCCCGUGAUACUGUACAUAUGAUGAGGCCUGGGCAUAAUCAAGGACACCCAAGGCAAAUGAUGGUUCCGGAACUUCCAAUGCAGGUCACCCAAGGAAACAGCCAAGGCAUUCCUGCUUUUAGUGGGAUGAGUUCUGCUUUUAAUAGUCAGACAACCACCCCAUCUGCUCAGCAAUACCCAGGACAUGUCCAGCAACAGUCUCAUCUUAGCAAUCCCCAUCCUCAUCUUCAAGGUUCAAAUCACACAACAAAUUCACAACAAGCCUAUGCAAUCCGAUUGGCAAAGGAAAGGCAACUGCACCAGCAGCGUUAUCUUCAACAGCAGCAACAGCAGCUCGCUGCAACCAAUGCACCGAUUCCACAUGUUCAAGCACAAAGUUCCCAGGCCCAAUCACAAAGUUCAUCUCAGCAAGUAUCUGUUUCCCCUGCAACACCAUCAUCUCCCUUGACUCCAAUGUCAUCCCAGCAUCAACAGCAGAAACAUCAUCUGCCACAACCUGGGUUCAGUAGAAAUCCUGGUUCUAGUGUGACUAGUCAAGCAAUGAAGCAACGACAACGGCAGGCACAACAGAGGCAGUAUCAACAGCCUGCGAGGCAGCAUCCUAAUCAGCCACAGCAUGCACAGCCUCAACAGCAGGCUAAACUUUUGAAGGGAAUAGGAAGAGGAAACAUGUUGAUCCAUCAGAACAAUUCUGUUGAUCCUUCUCAUAUAAAUGGAUUAUCUGUAGCUUCAGGAAGCCAACCUGUUGAGAAAGGUGAUCAAAUCACACAAAUGAUACAAGGUCAAACUUCAUAUCCUGGAUCUGGUUUAGAUCCAAGCCAACCACCCAAGCCCCCAGGUUCUGCUCAUCCUUCUAAUAAUUGCCAAUUGCAGCAGAAGGUUUCACCGGUUAUUUCAGGUCAUAUAGCUACACCAACACAGCCUGCCGCUGUUGCUCCCAACCAUAAUCAACUACAGGUGCAUUCUGAGUCAUUAAGCGCGUCUCAACCUGAUUCACUUAAAAUUGAUCAACAACCUGGAAAUAGUACUUCUCAAGUCAGUACAAGCACCUCAAUGUCUCAAGGUUCUAUGGAUUCAGCCAGUGUGUUAGCAGUUGCACCUACCGCGUCUUCUCAGUGGGAAACUUCAGAACCACCAUUUGGUUCCCCCAUGCCCAAUCCAGUUAUUCAAGUGAGCUCUAUGGAGGGCACAUCUGUUGGAAAUUCUGCUGCAACUGAGUCAUUGACUGUUAAUCAAGGGCUGGGCCCACGACAGUCAUCGGUUAACUUGCCUUCUCAUGCACAUACUUCCGGGGCACAGUGGCAGCAUCAUCAGCCUUUGUCUCUUAAACAACAGUCUUUGUUGCAACCGACUGUAUCUCAACAGUCAUGCCAACUACCAGAACAGCAUCAGCCGCAGCAACAAGAGCAGGAGCAACAUUUUCCCAGAGAUGCGGCUUUGCAACAUCAACCUCAACAAGUUCAAAAUCUACAACCAGAGCAGAGCAGUUUGCUUAUCCGUCCACCUAACUCUAAUGUGGAAUGA